CAACCGCAUCACCUGUGAACACCACGCCGCCGCCGCCAUCCGUCGUGGAUUAUGCCCCUCCUCCGCCACACGGGACGAGCUCAACGGCUACCGCGCACUCGCCUCCGGUAACGCCGCCGGCAGUGGCUAGUAGCGCGACGCCACCUCCCAGCAGCGGCGGACUGAGCUCCGGAGCGACCGCGGCCGUGGCGGUAGUGGUUGUGAUCGUCUUCCUCGGCUUCACUGGCUUUUUCGUCUGCCUGUCGAAUCGGCGGAAGCGGAGGCAGGCCGACCGGUACUACGCCAGCUUCGCAGUCCCAUCCUACACGCCGCAACACCUAUCCGGCGAGGCGCCAUUCCUGCGUCCGCAGUCGGCGCCGGGGUCGAUGAACUUCAGCAUGGGCGGCGUGGGCCAGAGUAUGUUACCAGCGACGAGCCAGGCAUACGCGCAGCAGAACCAGCAGCAGCCGCCGUGGGUCGCAUCAGCCAACUACAGCGCGACGAUUGGGGGCCAGGGCCCGGCUCGGAGCGUGACGGCGUCGUCGGGCGAUCUGAGCGUGGGCAACACCAAGGCGUUCUCGUUCGACGAGCUGUACGAGAUCACCGGCGGGUUCGCGCGCGACAACAUCCUCGGGGAAGGCGGGUUCGGGUGCGUGUUCAAGGGCACGCUCGGCGACGGCAAGGUGGUUGCCGUGAAGCAGCUCAAGGGCGGCGGUGGGCAGGGCGAGCGCGAGUUCCAGGCGGAGGUGGAGAUCAUCAGCCGCGUCCACCACCGCCACCUCGUCUCCCUCGUCGGUUACUGCAUCGCCGAGGAGCAUCGUCUCCUCGUCUACGACUUCGUCUCCAACGACACGCUGCACCACCACCUCCAUGGUAGGGGAAGGCCGGUGAUGGACUGGCCGACGAGGGUCAAGAUCGCGGCGGGCUCGGCGCGCGGAUUGGCCUACCUGCAUGAGGAUUGUCAUCUAAGGAUCAUCCACAGGGACAUCAAGUCCUCAAACAUCCUGCUUGAUGACCAUUUUGAAGCUCAGGUGUUGUUCUACAGCAAAAUUGCAAUAUUUCAGAAAUCUGAACAAUUCCUUUUGGGGAAGGUAUGUUCAGCUCCUGAUGUUGCUGCAACUGUGCUCAUGGUCCAGGUUGCGGACUUCGGGCUCGCCAGGCUAGCGGAGAAUGACGUCACGCACGUCUCAACACGUGUGAUGGGAACAUUCGGGUACUUGGCUCCAGAGUAUGCGUCGACGGGGAAGCUGACCGAAAAAUCAGAUGUGUUCUCCUUCGGUGUCGUGCUUUUGGAGCUCAUCACCGGUCGGAAGCCCGUCGAUUCAUCGCGUCCCCUCGGCGACGAGAGCCUUGUGGAGUGGUCAAGACCGCUACUGAACCGCGCAAUUGAGAACCAGGAGUUUGACAAGAUAGUAGACCCCCGCCUUGAUGGGAACUUCGAUGAUAUUGAAAUGUUCCGUGUGAUUGAGGUGGCCGCGGCAUGCAUCCGGCAUUCAGCUGCCAGGAGGCCCAAGAUGGGGCAGGUUGUCAGGGUCCUCGACAGCCUGACAGAUAACGAUCUCAGCAACGGCAUGCAGCCAGGGAAGAGCCAGAUGUUCAACGUUGCCAACACGGCGGACAUCAGACAGUUCCAGAGGAUGGCGUUCGGUAGCCAGGACUUUAGCUCGGAUUACAGCCACUCAGGUCAAGCAUAAGCAGCACGAGAGAUUUCUAGUCAUUUGAAAUCUGUAAAGCUUCUCCAGAUGAACUUCCCCUAGUUUCGAAUGAUCUUGUUCUUGCUAUGUCUUCAUUUUUUAUUAUUCUUUUUACAGUGAUCACAGCCUUACUGUUUUUUGUUUGAUGUGUACAUUGA
This is a messenger RNA of Phragmites australis (common reed), 1831 nucleotides long. Its product is annotated as proline-rich receptor-like protein kinase PERK8. The record is from RefSeq and is a predicted model, not a curated record. NCBI's taxonomy places the organism in Eukaryota, Viridiplantae, Streptophyta, Magnoliopsida, Poales, Poaceae. Gene Ontology annotation, biological process: protein phosphorylation. Gene Ontology annotation, molecular function: ATP binding; protein kinase activity.